Messenger RNA from Heterobilharzia americana, 2220 nucleotides. The record is from the annotation of a GenBank genome assembly. Lineage: Eukaryota; Metazoa; Platyhelminthes; Trematoda; Strigeidida; Schistosomatidae.
AUGAUUUUUGACUGUGAAACCAAUUAUCAUCAGUUGUGCCGUGAUAGGAGCAACAGUACUGGAACGUACGCAGAUCCAUUCAAUGACUGGAGUCAAAUCUCUCGUUCAUAUAUGGGAAAUAUUGUCUUCGCUGACACAUUACCAACUCCACGAAAUUUUUAUCUUGUCAAUUUACUCAAUUGCUUCGGAGUUUAUAAUGGUUUUAAUUUGCUUAGUUGGUUUGCAACUCAAACUUGGUCUAAUAUAAAUCUUACAUCGAUAUUUCUUCUUCCAAUGGCCAAAUGUGCUGACUACCUAACCUUGUAUACACUUGAAAACUAUGCAAUCAAGGUUAUGUAUCGUGUUAUUUGGCGUUUAUCCAAUUUGAGUGUAGAAGACUUCAAAGAUAGAGAUUCUCGUAUAUUUGAACUUGUUACCAGUAUUAGAGUGUUAACCUAUCGUCUGAUAGAUUUAGACGUUGCAGACAGUCUUGGUAAACUAUUAACAAAGCAAGAAUGUAAUUGGUGUUUAGGAAGCUUGAUAUUUACUGUUUAUGAACCGGAUUGGGAGGAAGUCAUCUCACGAUAUCGUAAAUCCUCUAAUCAACCACUUGAUCAAGUAUCCCUGUUUUCUAUCUCAGUGGUUGAUAAAUUGCAUUACAGUCUACUACUCUCCGCUAUAUCUCCACCACAAGGUGUAGGUGGUGCAACAUUUAACGGUCGUAUGAUGGCGUUAAGAGAACUUAUCCAACAAAUAGAAGUAGCGAAACAGUUUGGAAAUUUGAACAACGCUCUUGCAAAUGGAAGUAGACAUGGUCAAAAGAGAACACGUCCAACUGUUCCUCUUACGUCAGCUAGUCUGUUGGCUACAGAAAAUGCUGCUUUCCUGGCAAAGCGUCAAAAAAGACGCGUUUUACGUUUGGACCAGUUGAUGUCAUGGAUACAAGACAAUGAAGUAAUCGCAAAAUCUCUACAUAAACUGGAUAACACUGCGUAUAUGGCUACACUAAGCAACUUUUUUCGAUCCCUUGGAGAACGUAUUACCAAUGAAGACCUAACAACACUAUGGCAUCGAACAUCUCACCAAAAUGGAGCAGCUGUGGAUAAUAUAUUAAAUUUACUUACAGAUUUGGCAUCUUCUAGGUUCACACAAUCUCAGUUAAAGCAUCUAUUUUUCCUUGUUGAAUUGAGCUGGAUGAAUCUAGACCUGCAAGCUAUUACACAAACCUUUCCAGAAACGAAGUCUCCUGAUUCUUUACAAUCAAAUGGAAAAAUAAGAGUUUCUCGCAUCUCAUCACCUCCACCGGAUGAGCCAUCUACCAUUCGUCAUGCACGUGCACGAUUAUUGAAUAUGGUUGGUAGGAUUGGCAUUACCACUAGGGAUCCGAAUACAGCCGAUAUGUGUAUCGAAUUAUUAUGGCGUCUAGCACAUUCUAACUAUUCAGAAGAGGCAAGAGACUUCACACGACAAAAUCGCAAGGCGAAGCUUGUACCACAAAAGAUGUCUUUUGUCGAAAGAAUACUUGUAUCACACGGGCAUAAGGUAGAGACAACAGAUUCUAUCUCGCUUUCAGAUAUUCCGAAAUAUGUUCAUCCUGAACCAAUUGAAGCAGCUUUAGCUCAGCAGUUAGUCAUUAUACGGGAAUUUCAUUGUUCCGGUGUGGACCAAAGAAUACGCGCUAUGCGAUGGUUACUAGAAGCCAUAGGAUACAUUAGUAAGAACUCGUUGACUUUUUUCAUGCUAGCUUAUGUGAAAUCGCUGUUGGAGUUCAUACUGAAAAAUUUUAUUGGUAAAGCUAAACGGGAUCAUCUCCACGAGCUUAAUCGAUCACAUGAAUUGAUUACCCGCGUAGUUGAUUCUUUGUUACAUUAUGAAAAAUCAGCAAUUUCAUCGCAUGGGGAUCUACUAACAGCAGAUAGUUUGGAUGAACUUGGAUUCAGGCAUAGUGAUGUAAUAAAACGCCAUUUUGAUCUUUUACAUUACUUACUACGCAAUGCUGAACUCACGUUGAGCGUUGAACGAGCAAAGGCUUUAUGGGAAACAUUAAUUGGUCAAACGCGUGCCGCACCUUUUGAUCGGGAACAAGCAUUUAUUUGGUUUUCAUCAUGUUUAAAUUUUCUUGACACUGAUGCACAAACGUUUGUUUUCACGAAAGUAAUUCUGAAUCGAAUCCUGGAUUAUUUCGUUCAAUCGCUGAAUUAUGAAUUAGCGUCAAACAGAGAAUAUAGUGUUGGUCGCUAA